AUGGCCGUCCGCGCUCAAUUCGAGAACUCCAACGAGGUCGGUGUCUUUUCCACCUUGACCAACUCUUACGCCCUCGUGGCUCUCGGUGCCAGUGAGAACUUCUACAGUGUCUUUGAAGCCGAACUCCAAGAUAUCAUUCCUACUGUACGAACCACAAUCGCUGGUACCCGUAUCAUUGGCCGUAUGACCGCUGGUAACCGAAAGGGUCUUCUCGUUCCCACAACCACAACCGACCAGGAGCUGCAGCACUUGAGAAAUUCACUUCCUGAUUCAGUCCGUAUCCAACGUAUCGAGGAGCGCUUGUCAGCUCUCGGAAACGUCAUCGUCACAAACGAUCACAUCGCUCUUGUGCACCCUGAUUUGGAGCGUGAAACAGAAGAGAUUAUCGCAGAUGUCCUCGGCGUGGAAGUCUUCCGUCAGACUGUCGCAGACAAUGUGCUAGUGGGCAGCUACAUGAGCUUGUCUAACCAGGGUGGCCUCGUGCAUCCCAAGACCCCUAUUCAAGAUCAGGACGAAUUGUCCAGCUUGCUUCAGGUUCCUCUCGUCGCCGGUAGUGUCAACCGUGGCUCAAACGUUGUUGGCGCUGGAAUGGUCGUCAACGACUGGCUCGCCGUGACUGGCCUCGACACAACUGCCACAGAGCUCAGCGUUAUCGAGAGUGUGUUCCGCCUUGGCGAGGGUCAGGGCCCCAGCAACAUCAACACGAGCAUGAAGGACACCAUGGUCGAGUCUUUCUACUAA
Molecule: messenger RNA, 741 nt
Organism: Fusarium musae
Lineage: Eukaryota; Fungi; Ascomycota; Sordariomycetes; Hypocreales; Nectriaceae
Gene: TIF6
Product: Eukaryotic translation initiation factor 6
Exons: 3
Coding region: 1-741 (246 amino acids)
Biological process (GO): assembly of large subunit precursor of preribosome; ribosomal subunit export from nucleus; cytosolic ribosome assembly
Cellular component (GO): nucleolus; preribosome, large subunit precursor; cytosol
Molecular function (GO): ribosomal large subunit binding
Source: RefSeq, a predicted model, not a curated record